AUUGUCACCGAAGAGAAGCUUCAUGCCUUUUACAAGAUUGAUCGAGAUCUCUUCUCUCGAUUGGUCGUGAGCUUCAUGCGUGACCCGGCUGAAUCCCUUCUGGUGAUGGCCUUAUGGCUAUGGCUGGAAAAGGACUACCCCAACAUCAUAGUCAAGAUGUUGGGGCUUCCGGACAGCAUAGUCAAUGCCCUGGCUGAUGAAGCUGUGCUUUGCUUGAGGUGUUUGGACUGCAGUACUAGUAACAGUACUCUUUUAUGUCUAGCGCCAAACGGUCGAAUUGUCCUCACUUCAAGGCUCAUGCAGAAGGAAAUCUCACUCCAAAUGUUCAUUCAGAACAGAUACACUACAAUCAGUGGGGUAAAGAAUUUUCUCACUAAUAUUUGUGCUCGAAUUUUCACUGAUAUUUUGCAGAGGGUUUUGCCUGGUACAAAUCCAAUACUGUCACAGUUUACUCAUCCACAGCAGCCCCUUGUGAUUCCGGGGUUUCCACAUCCAGUGUUUGGUGCACUCAAUAUAAUCCCGGGAUUUGUUGCGGACUUUACUCCCACAGGAGGCUUAUGGGGCUGGAACCCAUCUAUUGAGUUAUCUGCUGAUGACAGGACUAUGUUUCUUACAUUCUCAAGGGGGUUUCAUGUGUCAGUGGAAGAAGUGAAGCAGCUUUUUUCAGAGGUUCUUGGGAUGGAGAAGUGUGUUGAAGAUGUGGACAUGGAAAAUGUUCCUUCUGAUGAACAACCAUUGUAUGCUAAAAUGGUGCUAUCUUCUGUCACACUUGUUGAUAAGAUCUUGAAAGGGAAUCGCGUCUCCAAGUUUCGGAUCAAUGGCAAGCACAUCUGGGCUCGAAAAUAUGAACGCCGAGACUAG
Molecule: messenger RNA, 861 nt
Organism: Rosa rugosa (rugosa rose)
Lineage: Eukaryota; Viridiplantae; Streptophyta; Magnoliopsida; Rosales; Rosaceae
Exons: 1
Coding region: 76-861 (261 amino acids)
Source: RefSeq, a predicted model, not a curated record